AUGGACGGGAGCAUCGGCUGGCCACAAGUUUACACCCGGCGUCCUGGGGAGGCUCACUUCGAUAAACUUCCUCGGGGCUUCGACAAAGAGAUGUAUGCGUCCCUGGGGCUCUCAUCCGCGGAUGUGCAACGCCGACAGCGACGGCACCUCGGCCGUGCCUUUACUGGUACGGCGAUCCAAGAGCAGGAAGCUAUCAUCGGCCAUUACAUCGAUCUGCUUGUCCACCGUAUUCAGAGCCUGUUUGUGGAUACUGGGGAAAAAAUGGACAUUGUACAAUGGCUGAAUUUUACCACUUUUGAUAUAAUCAGCGACUUGACCUUUGGCGAGUCUUUCGGCAGCCUCGAAAGUAGCGCCUACCACCCGCUAGUUCUGAGCAUCUUUGAAGGUGUGAAAGCCGAUGCUUUUCUACGAGCCUGCAAUACCUACCCCCUUGUUUCCCCUUUAUUGAAACGCGUAUUUGGAGGCAAGCAGUUCCAAAGGGGUAAGGCUUAUAGGGAAUGGACAAGAACAAAGAGUGAAGACCAGGUAGGCCUCGGGAUGGAGCCAAAGGGCAGGCGUGACUUUGUAACGCACAUGUUACGCCCAGAUCGUGAUGACCCGGGUCUCUCUCGAAUGGAGAUCGCGGCUUUCGCUCCGUUGCUUGUAAUUGCGGGAAGUGAGACGACCGCGAGCGCCCUAUCCGGGUUUUUCUUCUACCUGAACCAGUCGUCUCACGUCAAAGCUAUCCUCGUCGAUGAGAUCCGCAGAGCUUUUUCGCAGGAAUCGGAAAUUAGUAUAUCUAGUACACAUGGGCUUGAAUAUCUGCAAGCCUGUCUCGAAGAAGCUUUGAGGAUGUAUCCGCCGGCUCCAGCGCCACCACCGCGGAUAUCGCCCGGCGCUGAGAUUGAAAACCACUUUAUUCCACCAGGCACCUCGGUUCACGUGUAUCAGUGGGCAACAUUUCGAAACCCUCAGCAUUUCGUCGAUGCCGACUCUUUUUGUCCCGAACGAUGGUUAAAGCAAACACACCCACUGUAUGACUCUAGGUUCGCUGCCGACAGCCACGGGGUGUUUAAACCGUUCAGUGUUGGCCCUCGCGACUGCAUUGGAAAGAAUCUCGCAUUCGCAGAGAUGAGACUGAUCGCGGCCCGCUUACUCUUCAAGUUCGAUGUCGAUGUCUUGCCGGGUCAAGAUGACUGGCACUCGGUUCAGAAAACUUAUCUCCUAUGGGACAAGGGCCCGCUAUACUUAAGAUGGUACCCCAGAGGCCAAAAAUACAAAAUUCCCUGA
This is a messenger RNA of Neoarthrinium moseri, 1269 nucleotides long. RefSeq lists its product as uncharacterized. The record is from RefSeq and is a predicted model, not a curated record. The transcript is spliced from 2 exons. NCBI's taxonomy places the organism in Eukaryota, Fungi, Ascomycota, Sordariomycetes, Amphisphaeriales, Apiosporaceae. Gene Ontology annotation, molecular function: oxidoreductase activity, acting on paired donors, with incorporation or reduction of molecular oxygen; heme binding; iron ion binding. The coding region runs from base 1 to 1269 and encodes 422 amino acids.